This is a messenger RNA of Abrus precatorius (Indian licorice), 507 nucleotides long. RefSeq lists its product as uncharacterized. Lineage: Eukaryota; Viridiplantae; Streptophyta; Magnoliopsida; Fabales; Fabaceae. The coding region runs from base 1 to 507 and encodes 168 amino acids. The transcript has 2 exons. The record is from RefSeq and is a predicted model, not a curated record.
AUGAACAUGGCUAUUGAAAUGGGAAAUGGUAAAUGGCAUGGUUCAGUGGGUGGCAUAGUUAGUGCACCUAUUGAAAAAGUUUGGACUUUGGUCUCUCAAACUAAAAGACUACCCGAAUGGAUGCCAAUGGUAGAAAGAUGCACUUCCUUGGCUGGAGAUGAAGAUGAGGCAGGCUAUGUUAGAUUAGUCUCUGGUUUCAUGUUUCCUGAACAAGAUGGAGAAAGGUCAUGGAUCAAGGAGAGGUUGGUUUCAAUGAACUCAUCAUCACAUAGCUUUAUUUACAAAAUGGAAGCAAGCAAUGUAGGUUUAGAUGGAUCAGUAAAUUCACUAAAACUAGUUGACUAUGGUGAUGAAUCAACUCUAAUUCACUGGUCAUUUGAGAUAAACCCUUUAGAAGAUGUAUCUAAGGACAACAUAGUAGAUUAUCUGGGAUUUCUUUACAAAUCUUGCAUUAAUAAGAUUGAGGGUGCCAUAGAAGCCACAUCAAGAAAUGUUUCGUCAGCCUAA